This is a messenger RNA of Mercurialis annua (annual mercury), 551 nucleotides long. Its product is annotated as protein DELETION OF SUV3 SUPPRESSOR 1(I)-like. The record is from RefSeq and is a predicted model, not a curated record. Lineage: Eukaryota; Viridiplantae; Streptophyta; Magnoliopsida; Malpighiales; Euphorbiaceae. The transcript has 3 exons. The coding region runs from base 116 to 340 and encodes 74 amino acids. Gene Ontology annotation, cellular component: proteasome complex; proteasome regulatory particle, lid subcomplex. Gene Ontology annotation, biological process: mRNA export from nucleus; proteasome assembly; double-strand break repair via homologous recombination.
UAGAUUUUGCAAAAAGAAAGCAAACAAAACAAAUACAUAAGUGUAUACUCGGAGAAAAAGAAAAUAGGAAAAACCCUUGAGCAAGAAUCUCUCUACUUUUUCAGAAGCUUGAAGAAUGGACAAGGAAGCUAAACCAGCAACUGAUCAGGAUCCCAAAAUCGACUUGUUUGAAGAUGAUGAUGAGUUUGAAGAGUUUGAUAUUAAUCGAGAAUGGGACGAUAAAGAGGAAGGAAAAGAAAUAACACAACAAUGGGAAGACGAUUGGGAUGAUGAUGAUGUGAAUGAUGACUUUUCUCUGCAGCUUAAGAAAGAACUUGAAAGCAACUCAGAGAAGAAAUGAAAUCAAAAUUUGCAGCAUUUUGUUUGUUUAUUGAGCUCUCAAUUUCCCUAGCUCAGUAGAUCAAACUUUUGGCUGAUGAUAGCGCAUCAGCACCAGAAUGUAUUUCUACUGUUUGUUAGUUAAGAUACUCCAUGAUGUUUAUGAUAUGAUGUAUGAAACUUUUUAUUACAUAAACUAGAUUUUACGGUUAAAUCAAAUUCAUUUCACUUCU